Molecule: messenger RNA, 3443 nt
Organism: Anolis sagrei ordinatus
Lineage: Eukaryota; Metazoa; Chordata; Lepidosauria; Squamata; Anolidae
Source: RefSeq, a predicted model, not a curated record
CUUUUGCUUCUGUUGCUGCUGCUGCUGCAGGAAAACUCCCCAGGAAGUUAACUCUGAGACAAGCCCUAAUCGGGCCAUGUGAUCUCUGUGUACCGAUUAGGUGGUUUGUUCUGGCUCCCCUUAGGCUAAAGGAGAGAGAGGAUGGGAGCCCAGCAUUGAAAGCAUGUGACAAAGACAUAUUUACAGCAGCACCCUCUAGGACAGGAGUCCCACCGAGAAAGAGAGGCAGCCCUGAGCAGCAGCUCCCAGCCAGCCAGCCUACGCUCGGCCAAAGGUAUUCAUCUUUCUAAAAAUGGGAAGGAAACUAGAUCUUUCCAAAUUGACCGAUGAAGAGGCCAAACAUGUUUGGGAAGUGAUUCAACGGGACAUCAAUCUGCGCAAAAAGGAAGAAGAACGUUUAGAGGAUUUGAAAGGCAAGCUUGAAAAAGAAAGCACAAAGCGAGAACUAUUGUCAAAUCAGUCCCACCUAAAUGAGACUCACUGCAUUCACUGUCUGCAACCCUUCAAAUUCCUGGUGAACAGCAAACGUCAGUGCUUGGACUGCCAUUUACAUACAUGUAAAAGUUGCAGCAGCUUCAAUAAAAAGGAACAAGGUUGGGUGUGUGAUCCAUGUCGCUUGUCCAGGGUUGUGAAGACUGGAUCUCUGGAAUGGUAUUAUGAGCAUGUGAGAUCUCGUUUUAAGAGAUUUGGAAGUGCUAAAGUGAUGCGAUCGCUCUAUGGCAGGAUGGCACUGAGUGGACAAAAAACGAAAUCUUCCUCCCUUGGUCUUCAUGACAGAGUAUAUAGUUUGCCAGACAUCAACAAUGACUGCCAUCUCUACCAUGAAGAAGAAGACAGUGGGGCUGAUGAGGCCAAUGAUGUCCUAGAUAGUGCAGAAGCUGAGCGCUAUGCUAGAAUGCGCAGGACAAAGCGUCUGCUGUCUGUCCAUCCCUUUGAUUUUGAACUGGACUCAGAAUAUUCUGCUCAAUCACGCCGUCAAUCUAUGCAGCUCUCUCCAGGCUCUGGGAACGAAGGCCUUGAGACUUUUGAAGAAUUUCCAGGUGCUGAGGAAGAGGCAACACAGAAGGAGUCAAUGGUUGCUGAAGCCGACUUAGCUGCUAUGUUCCACCACAUCUUGCAGGAACAGGGGCAGAAGACAUCUGCACCUGAGCAGGAAUUCACCACAGAGGUCCGAUUUACAGUGAACUCCCAUACUAAAAAUCUGGAAAGGACCUCCAAGGCUGGUAGCCCAUGGAAUGAGCAGCAGCCAUCCCAGUACUCUGCUGAUAUGGACACCUCUGAUGAAGAUGUCAAAGGAGCCCACAAGUCCCUUGCCUAUCCUCCACAUCACACAAAACGCAGGAGCCGGGCCUCAUCCCAGGAGAACAUAAAUCACUCUGGAAGUCAGAUACUUGACCUCAACAAACGUAUGUCUGCUAUUGAACGCAUGCUGAACCGUCUUGAGGAAAAGAUCCUGGUUCACUCAGAAGAGCCUGAGGGUUCUGCAUCUCACACUGAUCCUACUAUAGAAGAGAAAGAGCUGAAGAGAAAACUAGAACAACUGGCAAGAAAUAUUAGUGACAAAGGUAUUUCUUCUGAUGAGGAAGAAGAAGGAAAGAAGAUUGAAGAACCCAAACAGGUUAUGAGUUCAUCCAGUGAUGACCAGCCUACUGAUACUAAGAAGGUAUAUUUUCUUCCUGGGAAGACAUAUGGGCUAGAGAAGAAGUUGAGAGCACUGGAGGACCAUACCCACCACAGUGCAACCACUGAUUCAGAGUUGUCUGAACUGGAAGACAAAGUGGCUUCUGCGAUGGCUGAAGUGCAACACACUGAGAGUGAGGUGUCUGAUAUAGAAACCCGAAUAGCAGCUCUUAGUGCUGCUGGUCUGACUGUUAAACCAGUAGAAAAGUCCAAGAAGAAAUCAAGCAGCCAGAUGUUUACACUCCAGCCUACCAGGAAUUCUUAUAACUCUCCAGAUGAUCAGAGCUCAGACUCCCCGGUUACAGCUUCAUCUGAUGACUUCAAAGUAAUGUCUAUGCCACAUGUGUUGAGAAGAAAAUUCACCUCUUCACUUGAAAUUUCAAACAAUGCUGAAUCUUUUGCUCGGAACUCCUAUUACAGAGGGUCUCUGACACAGCGAAACCCCAAUGGAAGAAACAGAAAAGCUGAUCGCAUCUUUGCGAAACCUGUGAUGACCCAUCGGUCUUGAAAACAAUGAAGGUUUUUCAAGUUUAAUGAAAUGGGCUUCAGGCUGAAGGUUUCACUCCGUUUUUCUUGCCUCCACCCUGCUUCCCAAUCUGCACCAAGAAAUAGAGAAAAGAAGCAAACUUUACUUGAAAAUAAUUCCCUAAGCAAUGUUCCUUUGAGGUUUGAUCCCGUUUUUUCCAGCCGCACAGCAUAGUUAUAAGGAUUUUUUUCUUUAGGGUCAAACUUACUGAUCCACAUCUGUUAAAUAGGAAUUGUAGCUAAUGUAUUUUUCUUCAUGUGCUAUGUGUCUAUAUUAUGAUUUACCUGGACAAGUGGAUUAAGUCAUAUUAUGUAGGCCUGUGGUUUAGUCCAUUUGGGGCAAUGUGUUAUUUCUACUAUUUGCACUGCUUUGAACUACCUAGAAUUUAAUACUGAUUUGUAGUGGCCAGGCAGAUGCUGGAGUGGGGGAGGGCAUCUAGUUCAGUGCACUGAACUAGAAAACAAAACAAUUGUGUUGCUGUGAGUUUUCCGGAUUGUAUGGCCGUGUUCCUGACGCAUUCUCUCUUGACAUUUCGCCUGCAUCUAUGGCAGGCAUCCUCAAAGGUUGUGAAGUCUGUUGGAAACUAGAAAAAUUGGGUUUAUAUAUCUGUGGAAUGUCCAGAGUGGGAAAAAGAACUCUUGUCUGUUUGGGGCAAGUGUGAAUGCUGGAGUUGGCCAACUUGAUUAGUAAUGAAUGGCCUUCGACAACACAUUGAACAAAACAAUUGCUUGUAGAUAAAGCUGCUUUUCAGUUCUUAGUGGGUUUAGAUAUCCCCCGUGUUUCCCCAUGAGUUAAAACUACAUAUUUUAAUUGGAAAAAGAGUGCUAUGACAACCCGGAGACUUAAGUGUUAUUGUAGUGCCAUUUUUGUUAAGUGCUCUCAAUACAUGGGAUCCUGGAUUCUAGACCAUGGAAGCUUAUGCUCCAGUAAACAGAGUAUCCUAAUCCAGUAGGCUUAUACAAAACACUUUGUUGCUUUGGAGUAUGCCAGGAAACAGGAAGUAAUUUUAUACACAUGUCCUGAGAGAAGACACCUUCUCCAAGUUCUCCUCAAAAUUGUAAAAACUACUUUGCAAGGGUAAUGAUUACUAGAUGAGAGGUAAAGAAGAAGGUAACAGUUCUAUAAGGACCGAAGCUCAGUGGUUAGGCAUGUAAAUAAGAUCCCUAGCAUUUGGUUAAAAAAUAAGGUACAUGUGAUGAGAACCACUCAGCUCUUCCUUGGCAAACUUGGACAGUCA